AAACCACUUGAAAUUCAAACGAUGAACAUCUUUCGCUCAAAGGCUGUUACAACUACACCCGAGAAGGUCCCAGUUGAAAACAAGGGUCCUGUAACUCACACACCAAUUCUUUCACCUCCUGGCGAAUAUACUCCUGUGACCCCCCCUCCUCUUGAUGAAACCCAAGUGAAGAAGUUGGGCGAUUUGCGUGCCUACUUUAUCAAAAACAUGCUGCCCGAGUCAGACUCCUACUAUCCCAAUGAGAAGGGAUUUCUGACAGAUGCUACAUUGAAGCGCUAUUUGCGUGCUCGCAAGUGGGAUUUUGAGGCUGCAAAGAAUAUGCUCGACAACACUGUAAAGUGGCGCCGUGGAUAUAAGCCAGACCUCUUGGACCCAGAUUAUAUCAGACCUGAGGCUGAGACUGGCAAGAUGUAUUUCAAUGGCUUCGAUAAAUGUGGCCGUCCUGUCUGGAUUAUGCGCCCUAGACUCGAGAAUUCAAAGGACGCAGAACGACAAAUCAAACAUGUUGUUUACAGCUUGGAACGUGGGAUUCGUCUUAUGCCUGACAUGGUCGAGAACAUCGCGAUCGUUGUAGACUUUAAGGAUUCUUCUGCUUCACACAACCCAAGCGUUGCAACAUGCAAGAAAUUCUUGGAUAUUCUUGGCAAUCAUUACCCAGAAAGAUUAGGUAAAUUCUUUAUUAAUAAUGCACCCUGGUUCUUCUUUGCCACCUUCAAGUUAAUCUCACCCUUUAUGGACCCUAUUACAAAGCAAAAGAUCAAAUUCGUGUACGACAGAGAAGGCAAAACCGAUACCAAGGGCACCACCAACGAAUGGGUUCAUCUGAAGGAUUACAUUUCCUCUAACCAGCUCGAAACAGAUUUUGGAGGAGAAUACCACUUCUCAUACGAAGUUGAGCCAUACUGGAAUGCUCUCCUUGAUAAGACAGGCCGGCCCUAUAAGGUGAUCGAAUACUAA
This is a messenger RNA of Phycomyces blakesleeanus NRRL 1555(-), 957 nucleotides long. RefSeq lists its product as hypothetical. NCBI's taxonomy places the organism in Eukaryota, Fungi, Mucoromycota, Mucoromycetes, Mucorales, Phycomycetaceae. The coding region runs from base 22 to 957 and encodes 311 amino acids. Gene Ontology annotation, molecular function: phosphatidylinositol transfer activity. The record is from RefSeq and is a predicted model, not a curated record. The transcript is spliced from 5 exons.